GGCUGAGAUUGAACCUGCUGCCCAGGCAAAGCCUGAAAAGAAGGCUGGAGAAGAGGUUGGGGGUGGGGCUGAAAGAGAGAAUGAAGUCCCGUUGGUGGUCAGACCCAAGGUUAGGACCCAGGCACAGGUAAUGCCUGGGGCAAGGCCCAAAACUGAGACGAAGUCUAUGCCUGGGGCAAGGCCCAAAACCGAGUCCCAGGUAGUGACUGGGGCAAGGCCCAAAAGCGAAACCCAGGCAGUGGCUGGGGCAAGGCCCAAAAGCGAAUCCCAGGCAGUGGCUGGGGCAAGGCCCAAAACCGAGUCCCAGGCCAUGGCUGGGGCAAGGCCCAAAGCUGAAGCAAGGGCAGUAGGGGGAGCACGUCCUAAGACCGAGGCCAAGGUAAUCCCUGGGGCAAGGCCCAAAGAUGAAGCCCAAGCUUGGGCCCAGACUGAGUUUGGGGCUGAGGCAAUGUCGCAAACAGAAGGCCUGACCCAGACCAAUGCUGUAGCCUGGCCACUCGUCAGUACUGAGUCUGGGUCAGUUGCUAAACCUAUGGCCCUGUCUGUGGACAGGGAGCUGGUCAAUGUGGACACUGAGACGUUUCCUUGCUCCCAGGUUGAGACAGGAGUUCAACCCUGGUUUGGAUCAGGGGAGGAAGCUAAUAUGGGGUCUUGGUGCUAUCCCAGGCCCCGGGCCAGAGAGGAGGCCUCUAAUGAGUCUGGAUUCUGGUCAGCAGAUGAGACCUCUACAAUGUCUUCUUUCUGGGCCGGAGAAGAGGCCAGUAUCAGAUCAUGGCCCAGGGAAGAGGCCAAUACCAGGUCCAGGCACAGGGCCAAACAUCAGCCUAACCCCAGGUCCAGGCCCAGAUCCAAGCAAGAUCCCUAUAUUGAUUCUUGGUCUGGGUCUGAAGAGGAGUCUGGCAACCCAUUUUGCUUGUGGGCUGGGGAAAAUACCAAUAACCUGUUCAGGCCCAGAGUCAGGGAUGAGGCAAAUAUGAGGUCCAAGCUUAGGACCAAGAGAGAGGACUUUUUUGAGUCUGAGUCUGAAGAUGAGUACUAUAAGGAGUCCUGGUUUUUGCCUGGAGAAGAAGCCAAUAGUAGCUUCAGGACCAGAGACAAGGAAGAGCCUAAUACUGUCUUGAAGCCCAGGGCCCAGAAAGAUGUUAAUCACAGUGGUAGGGUCAAACAAGAGCCCAGAUUUGAAGAGGAAGUCAUUAUUGGGUCCUGGUUCUGGGCAGAGAAAGAGGCGGGUAUGGAGGCUGGGGCUUCUGCCAUCUGUGAAUCCACACCAGGGGCCGAGGAGGGGGCCAUUGGUGGAUCCUUGUUCUGGACUGAGGAAAAGUCCAGUUUGGGGGCUGUGGCCAGAGAAGAGGCCAGGCCAGAGUCUGAAGAAGAGGCCAUAUUUGGGUCCUGGUUCUGGGAUAGAGAUGAGGCCUGCUUUGACCUAAAUCCCAGUCCUGUGUACAAAGCCAAUUCUAGAUACAGAGAUUCAGCUGAGGAUGAACUUAAGGCAUCAUCCAGGCCCCAGACCUGGGAAGAGGUCACUGUUGAAUUCAAACCUGGUCUUUGUCAUGGGGUUGGCUUCCCAUCCCCAAGCUCCUUUAGAAUUCCUGAAGAAGCAGCAUCUGUAUUCUCUGAAAUGUUUGAGGGAAAGCCCAAGAAUACAGAAUUUACCCCAGAAGGGGAAGACCAGGAAUCUUUGCUUCAGUCUGAACAACUUGAACCUGAAUUCCCAUUUCAGUAUGAUCCAUCCUACAGGUCAGUCAGGGAAAUUCGGGAGCAUCUUAAGGCCAGGGAGAGUGCAGAGCCUGAGAGUUGGUCCUGCAGCUGCAUACAGUGUGAGCUUAAAAUUGGUACUGGAGAGUUUGAAGAACUUCUUCUAUUAAUGGACAAAAUCCGAGAUCCUUUUAUUCAUGAAAUAUCUAAAAUUGCAAUGGGUAUGAGAAGUGCUUCUCAAUUUACCCGAGAUUUC
Molecule: messenger RNA, 1951 nt
Organism: Leptonychotes weddellii (Weddell seal)
Lineage: Eukaryota; Metazoa; Chordata; Mammalia; Carnivora; Phocidae
Source: RefSeq, a predicted model, not a curated record